UAUCAUUAACGAAGAUAAUAAACAAUAUCGGACCUAAAAUAGAUCCUUGUGGAAUACCAGAUAGUACUUUACUCCAUUUUGAGGUACAUCCAUUUACAUUGACACGCUGCAGUCUAUUUGAUAGAAAAUUUCCUAGCCACUUCAAUAGAUUUCCUGAUAUACCGUAAGCUUCAACUUUCUGUAACAGUCUUCUGUGUGGUACUGAAUCGAAGGCUUUCUGGAAGUCUAAAUAUAUUGUAUCAACUUGAAUAUCAUUGUCUAUUGCUUCUGUCCACUCUUCAAGCACCGACAAGAGCUGCAACACUGUAUUUCUAUUCUUCCUAAAACCGAACUGACAGUCAGACAGCAAGUUAUUAUAAUCCAAAUGCGCAACAAGCUUUUCUCUUACAAGCCUUUCUAAAAUUUUACAGAUACAGGAUGUCAAAGAAACUGGUCUAUAAUUUCCAGGGAUAGACUUAUCUCCUUUUUUAAAUAUACAAGUAACGUUUGCCUUUUUCCAAUCGCUUGGUACGUCUCCCGUAGACAUCGACUUCACAAACAAGUCAUACAAUGUUGCAGAUUAUUUAACGAAAAAUCACAAAAGGACCAUGGACGCGAAAGAAAAGCCAAACACAUAUGACAUAGUUGAUGCUGCUUUCACUCAGGAAAAUGGUGUGAUGAUUCUUGUAAAAGGACACACAGGAAAAAAGCCUCACACGUGUGAGAUUUGUGAUGCUACUUUCACUCUCAAACACGAUUUGAAGAUUCAUACAAGAAUACACACAGGAGAAAAACCAUUCAAGUGUGAGACAUGUGAUGCUGCUUUUACCACAAAAUCAAACCUUCAAGUUCACACCAGAAUACAUACGGAGGAGAAUCCAUACAAAUGUGAGAUAUGUGGCAAGGGGUUUAAACAAAAACAAAAUAUAAAGACACACAUGAGAAAACACACAGGAGAAAAGCCAUAUAAGUGUGAGAUAUGCCGUGCUGAUUUUGCACAAAAACUUAGUCUAAUUAAUCACUUAAGAUUACAUACUGGGGAAAAGCCGUAUAAGUGUGAGAUAUGUGAAACUGGUUUCAAACUUAAACAUCAAUUAAAGAUUCACAUGAAAAUACACACAGGAGAGAAAUCAUACAAGUGUGAAACAUGCGAUGCUGCUUUUACACAAAGAUCACACCUUCAAGUUCACAUGAGAAUACAUACAGGAGAGAAGCAAUACAAAUGUGAAGCGUGUGGUAAAGAUUUUAAUCAAAAACAAGCUUUAGAUAGUCAUAUGAGAAUACACACAGGAGAGAAGCCAUAUAAUUGUGAGAUAUGCGGUGCUGAUUUCACACAAAGAUUUACUUUAAAGGUUCACGUUAGAUCACAUACUGGAGAAAAGCCAUAUAUGUGUGUCAUAUGUGGAGCUGAUUUCUCUCAGAAAAACUCUUUAAAUAUUCACAUGAGAAUACACACAGGAGACAAACCAUACAAGUGCGAGACUUGUGAUGCUGCUUUUACCAGCAGCUCAAACCUUCAAGUUCACAAGCGAAUACAUACCGGAGUGAAACAGUUCAACUGUGGGAUAUGUGGGAAAGAUUUUAAUCAAAAACGAGAUUUAAAGGUUCAUAUGCGAAGCCACACAGGAGAGAAGCCGUUUAAGUGUGACAUAUGUGGUGCAAAUUUCACACAUAAACAUAGUUUAAGGAUUCACGAAAGAUUACAUAUUAGAGAAAAGGCGUACGAAUAUGGAACAUGAGCUGUUUUACUUAAAACAGCUUUUUAACGACUUGCUAGAGAUAGCACAGAAUAGAACUAGACAGAUGUAAGACAUCGGAUCAUCCUGUGCUAUAUCAUAUAUACUUUCACAAGGGGAAGAAUUUUCAAGACCUAUAUGAGAAUUAACAAUAGUGCGAGAUGAUGUUAUGCUGGUUUUACUGAAAGAACAUUAAAAGACACACGCUAGAAAACACACAUGAGAGCAUUCGUAAAAAUGUGAUUUAAGAUGUAUUUAUUCACAAAAUAUCCAAAAGGCUGUGAACAAUAUGGACAAAUAAAUAUUCAAUACAUUUCUUUCAGAUCAUUCAAUAUAGUAUAUAUAUAUAUGUUAAUCAGCAAGUACUCAAAAUAUCAAGUAAAUCAAAAUAUUUCAUUUUGUUAAAGAUCAAUUAUUAUUAAAGCUGCACUCUCACAGAUUGAACGUUUUGACAACUUUUUUAUUUUUUGUCUUGGAACAAGCCAAUUUUUGCGAAAAUCCAUUGAAACCAGUUAUAUAAGACUGCUGACAAAAAAUUAGAUUGCAGAUUUUUAUAUUUAAGUUAAAAAAUGAUGUUUUAUAUCCAGUUUUCUUAAACCGUAAGUAACGGUUUAAGCCAUAAAAAAAUAAAUUUUCGAACAGAAAUAUGAAUAUCUGCGAUCUGAUCUUUUGUCAGCAAUCUUUUAUAAUUGGUUUGCAGAUAUUUACGCCAAAAUUUGCUCUUUCCAUGACAAAAAAUAAAAAAAAGUUGUAAAAGUGGUAAAUCUGUGAGAGUGCAGCUUUAAAAUCAAACUUCUUUUUUUAAAACCUGAGAAUGUAAAAUACCCAUCUUAAUGUCGUUUGUGCUGUCUCUAAUGAUUAACUCUGUGGAUAUAUAUUGAAUUACACAAUAUCUGCACAUUUGUUUGAGAAGAAUAGUUAUUAAAAUUAUGUUAACAAAUAUAAUUACAUGUACAAAUAGGAAUGUUAUUUAACAAAUCUACAUGUAAAACAAGCAGUUAUUCAAAACAUUAUGGAGAAUUUGGGAAUUGACUAAAUAUUUAAAUAUUCACUAUUAAUAAUAUUCUUACCAGAAUCAAAUUAGUUUAGAAUUUUUUUAAAUCACUGCAGAGAACCAUUGUAUAUAUAAACGACUUGAACAAUGGCAUUUUUAUGAAAAUGUUCGGCCUAAACGAAUAGAGACAGGAGGUAUUAUUUUUUUCAAAAUGAAACGUUAUAUUUAAAACGUAUAACUGGAUUUAAAGCUGCACUAUCACUCUCGCCUUUACCAUUUUUUGAUUUUUUUGUCUUGGAAAGAGUAAUUUCUUGCGUAAAUAUCUACAAACCAAUGAUUAAAGAUUGAUGACAAAAGAUCAGAUCGCAGAUUUUCAUAUUUUCGUUCGAAAAUUCAUAUUUCUAAUGUUACUGUUUAAGAAAAUUGCAUAAAAUAUCAUGUUUUGAACUUAGAUAUAAAAAUCUGUCAUUUAAUUUUUUGUCAGUAGUCUUAUAUAAAGUAGCUUGUUCCAUGACAAAAAUUAAAAAAAGUUGUCGAAAUGGCAAUUCUGUGAGAGUUCAGCUUUAAGCAUUUUUAUUAAUGUAAGAUAUUCCAGACCUUUUAAAAGUGUACUUAUUUUGAAUAUUAUCUACAUUUAGAAAUCAUGAAUAUUUUUCAAAACUUGGGCAUUUUCUAUUAUUUUUAGCUCACCUGUCACGUAGUGACAAGGUGAGCUUUUGUGAUCACUCUUCGUCCGUCGUCCGUCCGUCCGUCCGUCCGUCCGUCCGUCCGUCCGUUCACAAUUGCUUGUGAACACAAUAGAGGUCACAAUUUUGAUCUAAUCUUUAUGAAACUUGGUCAGACUGAUCAUCUCUAUAAAAUCUAGGUCAAGUUCGAUAUUGGGUCAUCUGGGGUCAAAAACUAGGUCACUAGGUCAUUUAGUAGAAAAACCUUGUGAACACAAUAGAGGUCACAAUUUUAGCCUAAUCUCAAUGCAACUUGGUCAGAAUGAUCAUCUCUAUAAAAUGUAGGUCAAGUUCGAUAUUGGG
This is a messenger RNA of Mya arenaria, 3737 nucleotides long. RefSeq names its product zinc finger protein 239-like. The coding region runs from base 588 to 1718 and encodes 376 amino acids. Gene Ontology annotation, molecular function: RNA polymerase II cis-regulatory region sequence-specific DNA binding; DNA-binding transcription factor activity. Gene Ontology annotation, biological process: regulation of transcription by RNA polymerase II. The record is from RefSeq and is a predicted model, not a curated record. Lineage: Eukaryota; Metazoa; Mollusca; Bivalvia; Myida; Myidae. The transcript is spliced from 2 exons.